AUGGUCAGAUACGUGUACAGAAGCUUCGACUUGGUUUUCCUCCCAUCCCCCUUUCCCCCCUCCCCCCUCACCCCACAUUCCUCUGACUUGGAUCAACGCGGCAAGAGGCAAGAAAACCAUCAACGUCGCUUGUUAGAACCCUCUGACCAGAGUAUCACGAUGAGAAUAACCCCAUGCAUGUCGCGGACAGCUUGGCAGCAUCCACGUCAACCGGGCGACAACUUUGUCCGAAAGUACAAAUACAUUUUCGAUCGCGAGUGUCCAAAGUGGCGGAAAUCUAGCGACAAAGACAAAUCUCUUCGCGAUUCGGAAUCACCCAGACGGAGAACGAGAUCCGACUCGAUCCCAUCGACCAUAACACCCGGACCAACGUUGGAUGUCGUUCAAGCGUCGGAACACCACUCGUACGAAGGAGAACCCCACUCAUCCGUCCCCGUCCCGUCCCCUCACGCGGGACCUUCGACCGUCACUGAAAUCGUGCCAGAUCCCCAGCCCAAGCCUGAGGCUUUGCCUUUCCUGUUCGCACCUGGCACGGCGCGUUUCGUCCGAUCAUACCUUCUUUUCCAUGGUGACUGCAAUGUCAUUCACACCUCGGCAAUAACUUCCCUCACCAGCUGUUCUGAUUCGGAUGAAUGGCAAGAAAUGGUCAUCACAUCUCCCCCUCCCAUUUUCAUUUCCUCUUCAUCUUUAGCCUCCGCUCUCGAUCCCCCCAAAGACGAAAGCGCCAAACCCAGAACCAGAACCAGACCUCAAGCUAGAUUUUUGGCCAUCACUUCCGUUUCAUGCUCUGAUUCCUUAUCCUCGACUCCUCCUCGACCGAUCUCAAGCUCAGGACUGGACACAGGUCAGAGAAUAAGGGUCGUUCUUGCUUUCCUUUACCGCAUAGGAGAUACAUGUAUCGUUCCGGAGAGAGGAUUCUCAGGAGUGUUGUUCUCUCGUUUACAACCCUUUGAACUCGACCCCCUUUCAACGUCCACUCGGUCGGUCGAUGAUGGCAUGGAAAAAGACGAAAGAGAGGAUAUGGAAGGAAGAGAUCCGAGUUGGGGCAGAUCUUUCUGGCUCACACACCGAAAUGACGUGCUGCUAGUCGCCAAACCAUUGGACGGAGAGGCCGGACGGUGGGUGAUCAUGGUGUUGGAUAGACAAGAAGAUUAUUGCGCGUAUGUCGUCGUUCCUACCGUCGCUCAGAAGUCUUUGACCGAUGAUGGAGAAAAGAUUUCAAUUGGUCAAGAGCGAGAAAGUUUCGAUCCCAUCGAGGAAACGAUACUCGGAAUGUGUCUCGCGUUGAGAGGUGAACAUGAAAGUAAACCACGUACGGCUGGAGUGAGGUUACGUAGUUUGGAAGUUGUUUUAUCCUCUCAAUAUCAUCCUUGUGAUCCGUGUGAAUCCGUCUGUCUAGCUCUCGAUGUCAUCCGUCUCUACGCGACUUUGAGAGCCACGAAAAGGUCGACUCGUCUACCCGUCAAAAUUCCCACAAGUCAAGAUCACGUUCGAUCCAUCGUUCAAGAAGAAGAUGAAGAAGAAGAAGGGAAGGAAAUCAUCAAGAUGGUAGAGAUACAUUUGGACGAAUUGAUCCAAGAGUUGAAAACGGAAAAAGAAACGGAAAAAGAGAAAGAAGAUUCGAAAGCAAACGUUUUGAAAAGGUUUGAGGGUCCAGGACUGCAUUUACGAGUAGGAUUGUGA
This is a messenger RNA of Tremella mesenterica DSM 1558, 1683 nucleotides long. RefSeq lists its product as uncharacterized. The coding region runs from base 1 to 1683 and encodes 560 amino acids. The record is from RefSeq and is a predicted model, not a curated record. NCBI's taxonomy places the organism in Eukaryota, Fungi, Basidiomycota, Tremellomycetes, Tremellales, Tremellaceae. The transcript is spliced from 7 exons.